Musa acuminata AAA Group (dessert banana) is the source of this 1688-nucleotide messenger RNA. RefSeq names its product sm-like protein LSM1B. Gene Ontology annotation, cellular component: Lsm1-7-Pat1 complex; P-body. Gene Ontology annotation, molecular function: RNA cap binding. The transcript is spliced from 5 exons. Lineage: Eukaryota; Viridiplantae; Streptophyta; Magnoliopsida; Zingiberales; Musaceae. The coding region runs from base 1126 to 1476 and encodes 116 amino acids. The record is from RefSeq and is a predicted model, not a curated record. Gene Ontology annotation, biological process: deadenylation-dependent decapping of nuclear-transcribed mRNA.
UAUUGUUGCAAACCUUUACAUAGUUUUGCUGCAUUAAUCUUCUGCAAUGAAUUGUGCGGAAUAUCUUAGUGCUAGAUUGGUUAUCAGCUUUUAGAUUUGGACCUUAUGAUCUAACAAUCGUUCUAUUUGACCAAUCUUGCUUUGGUCAAAAGUUCCAAUUUUGUUAUCUAUUAUAUUACCUACGUUUUCUAUCUUGCAAUUCUUUGUUACUUCACUUUGAUUAGUAAGGCAGAACUUGUUAUGGAUUACAAAUAUCCUAUAUAUGGAUUUUUUUAAUUCAUCUGAUUCGAAUUUUCUUCCACUGCUUUCUCUUUAUUGUGGAUAGUGGUCUCAUAAGAUCUAAGAAGCGACCUGGUUAUGUUUUUCCAAGUGUUCAUUGUAAAAGUUAUGUCAAUGAGGGUUGGCUCCAAUGCAUUCUUGUUUAACUAGCAGGGUUGGUGGUUACUGUUCUUGUCGAGAUCAAAUAUACCUGGAAAAAAAAAAAACUUAUUUGACUUGUUUGAAUACACAAACUUAAUAGUAUAGCUAUGUGGCUAUCAUUUAAGGGUUCAUUGGUUAUAUGGUGAAUUCGAGUUGCUCAAGUAAUGCAAUUCCAGAUGAGAUGUUAGGUUGGAAAUUGUUGGGUAGAUUUUUUUUUAAGGAUCUCUACAGUAAAAACAGAUGGUUGUAUAACUUUAUUCAGUUGGUCUACUGACUUAAGUUGCGAUGACUAGUAUAUUUUUUAAACUGAAGAAAGUGUAUGACCUUUGCACAGCACAAGAACAUUUGAAGCAGAUUAUAUAUGUUUUUCUGACAUCCUGUUUCUGCCCUCAAAUAAUCUGACAAGAUACUAGUCAAAUGCAACUUUCUUUCAUGUUCAUUGCAAUAUUGCAGCUUAUAGCUUCACUAGGCAGUGACAGCAAAAAUAUUUGAGUGUGGGAUUAGUCUUAAUGCAUGGAAAUAUUUAUUCCUUGCCCUUGUUUUGCACCUGCAAGAACACACUGAUCUCAAAGACCGGUUCCUGGUCUUGAUGCAUGAUGCUUGGCAUGGUUGGUUGCUUGAAGUGCCUAAUUCACUUGAAGAUAUACCUCUUUUCAAUGGUCAUUCCAGAUUUCAUAUUUUGAUUAAUGCAGAGGAAAUGAUCAAAUGUGUAGCCUGCCUGUUUUGGAGGAAAAGCUUCUUGUGUUAUUACGUGAUGGGCGAAAGCUUUUGGGCAUUCUUCGUUCUUUUGACCAAUUUGCAAAUGUGGUUCUUGAAGGUGCUUGUGAUCGAGUAAUUGUAGGAGAUCUGUACUGUGAUAUUCCUCUAGGUCUCUAUGUGAUCCGUGGAGAGAAUGUGGUCUUAAUAGGAGAACUGGACUUGGAGAGGGAGGAGCUCCCAGCCCACAUGAUAUGUGUUUCAGCUGCGGAGAUAAGAAGGGCUCAAAGAGCUGAAAGGGAUGCCACAGAUCUCAAAGGCUCUAUGAGAAAGAGGAUGGAAUUUCUUGAUCUGGAUUAACAUCAUGCUCUGCAAUCCUCACUCAUUCAUUACCAUUUUUGGGGUGCUUCAAAGAUCUUGUCUGCAACUUUUAUUGCGGUUUAUUUCAAAAUGGCUACAUAAAUCCCCUUUGCGAUUGUUAGUUCUUCUGAUAAAAUUGAAAAUUAGGGUUUGUAUGAUUGCUUUUUGUUCUGGUAAUUAAUCGAAACUUGAUUGAAAGUUUCAUAUUUUCA